Molecule: messenger RNA, 1361 nt
Organism: Leptopilina boulardi
Lineage: Eukaryota; Metazoa; Arthropoda; Insecta; Hymenoptera; Figitidae
Exons: 5
Coding region: 505-1176 (223 amino acids)
Source: RefSeq, a predicted model, not a curated record
AGCACUUUUCCCUACGGAAGAAAAAGAUUUAUAUUAUGAUCCUUCUUAUACCAUUAAUGAAAAUAAUAAAAGAAUAAGAGUAAAUUCAUCGGGUUUCUUGUACAACACAUACCUAACGAUUAGAGAAAAAGCUGCAAACAUUAAGUUGGUAGAUUGUUCAAUUAAAUCUAAGAGAAAGAAGGGAAAGAAAGUGAAGUCGAAGAAUUAGAACAGUUCCCACUAGACUUGAACAUUUUAUGUGAAGAAACCCCGGAAAACGAAAGUGCGGCUCUUACGACUUGGAAGUAUUCUUUUUAUCAUCGCAAGGAAGCUGUUUAUAAGCACAAGACUGCUGUAGAUAUUUUAAAUUAUUUUAAAAUUCUUAAAGGAAGCUUAUGCAAAACAUUGAUUUCAUCUGAUUUCGAAGAUCUAUUUAAAAAACACAUACCAGAAAAAGAUAAAAAAUACAAACAUAUUUGUGUACACGAUAGACUUCUUUUAAAUUGGCCAACAAUUGCUAAACAAAUGAUUCAAGUCGCAAAACAAAGUUGCUCCAAUAAAACUAGGAAAAAGAAGAACAAUGGUCAUUCUGGACAGAAGAAUUCUUUGGAAAAUGAGCCAGUGAAACACGUAAAUACAAAUUACAUGGAUAUAGACGACAUUUUAAAAAAUAACAAAGAUCCAAAAGAAGCUGAACAUGAGAAUGCUCUGGCAGCCUUACUUUUACCAAGUUUGAUCAAGCACGUCUUCAAAGCUCCAAACUCCAAAAAUCCGAAUUCUCAAAAUUCCACUUGGAAGCCGGAGGAACAUGACGUCGUAAAAUCUUUCAUUGUCCAUAUUGAGGUUCCAGAGAACGAAGAAGAUCUUCAGAAAUUUGUAGACCAAAAGUGCCUUUUUUACGAAACUAAAAAAGUACUCAGUGUGCAACCGUAUAUCAUAAUUUGUGGCAAACUGAGCUCUAUUAGCAAAUCUUACGUUGUAAUAGGAAAAGUUCUUCAUAAGUGCAAAACAAUAGUUGAAGCGUUAUACUUUUGUUUUAAAUCUUUUUAUGCGCUUCAUAUUGAUUAUUAUGUAGCAUGUCCACAUAUAUGGUCGUUUUUCCAUAAAUAUGUGUAUGAAAUCAAAGGACAGAAACAUUUAGUUGCUUCUAAACAAAUAUCCCAUUUAUGUACUGAAAUAGGUAAAAUUGUGGUAUAGAAACGUUGAAUACCAUUGCGUUUGUCGUUUUGCGUCGAUUUUAUGAUUAUUAUAAUUUAUUCAAAGAUUAUAAAAAGCCGUUAGUUACUUUAAAGUUUAACUUUAAAAUAGGGACUUUUACAUACUGAAACUAUGUUUAAAGGAAAUAACUUUAACUGUGCUAAAAUCUUUAUUCUGAAAAUUAU